AUGACUUCCAGGUUCCCUAUUCGUCGACUUCGGCGACGCAAGAAGAAGGUAUCCAACAAUCCGGAAACUGAAGAAACAGAUACCUUCAAAGUCCAAAGUCUAAUUGCUCAGAUCAUUAACCUUGAAAAAACCCUACAACAAGCAAUCCAAACAGUUGACUCGCUCAGGGAUCAACUUGCAGAGUACGACGUUUUCCUAGCUCAUUCCCAGUGUCGCGCUGCUAUAUCUCCAUCUCCACCUCCAGCAUUCCAAGUCGGGACGCAGUCAGCCGAGCAAAUCAGCACCAAUAUAAGCCCCAGGAUGAAAUAUCCCCGCGUCUGGAUUGAUGACAUCUGGCUCUGCAACGCUCCUGAGAACAGCCCACUACAAGAAGCAGAGCCAUAUUGGAAAAACGGCAAUCCACAAUGUGCACUGGAGAUCGUUAGUCAAGCAAUCGAUUCCAACCCUUUUCUCUCUCCAGCGGAGGAAAUCCGCUGCCGGAUCUUUGCUGCUGCUGUGUUCCACUCUACGGGAAAUGUCGAAGAAUCCAACCGUCGUUUGGGCAUAGUCUUGCAGACGGUCGCAAGAUCCACUCGACUUGGCGAGCAGCGAGCCGGAGAACUUAGCAGUAUUGCUCAUUAUAUUCUAGGCAGAAAUCUCAUAGAGCUUGGAGAGUUUACCGAUGCCUAUUACUCACUUUCGCGGGCUCUUGGUACGCGUGGAUAUCACAGUAAAGCACGUGAUUAUCAAAAGAAUGCUGUUAUUGAGUUCACUCGUCAGAUGGCCAUGGGUGAUAACGCAUCGAUCUCUGCGUCUUUACGUCCUAUUGUGAGUCGGACUGAGUCAUCUUCAGAUGAAGAAUAA
Messenger RNA from Penicillium odoratum, 843 nucleotides. RefSeq lists its product as uncharacterized. The transcript has a single exon. The record is from RefSeq and is a predicted model, not a curated record. Gene Ontology annotation, molecular function: protein binding. NCBI's taxonomy places the organism in Eukaryota, Fungi, Ascomycota, Eurotiomycetes, Eurotiales, Aspergillaceae. Bases 1 to 843 code for a protein of 280 amino acids.